Corapipo altera (White-ruffed manakin) is the source of this 12288-nucleotide messenger RNA. RefSeq names its product ATP binding cassette subfamily A member 12 (gene ABCA12). The record is from RefSeq and is a predicted model, not a curated record. The coding region runs from base 1 to 10644 and encodes 3547 amino acids. The transcript has 55 exons. Gene Ontology annotation, cellular component: membrane; intracellular membrane-bounded organelle. Gene Ontology annotation, biological process: transmembrane transport; lipid transport. NCBI's taxonomy places the organism in Eukaryota, Metazoa, Chordata, Aves, Passeriformes, Pipridae. Gene Ontology annotation, molecular function: ABC-type transporter activity; ATP hydrolysis activity; lipid carrier activity.
AUGGCUGCGCUCUCUCAGCACCUGAGGAUCCUGCUCUGGAAGAACUGGCUGAGUGUCAAGAGGCAGCCGGUAUGGUCGUUUGUUUUAAUUUCCUGGCCUGUGGUUGUUUUCAUAAUCUUGGCCAUUAUCCGUCUCAAAUUCCCUCCAGAACCACAGCAAAACUGUUAUCUUGCACCCCGAAACCUUCCUAGUGCAGGCUUCUUCCCAUUCUUGCAAACCGUGCUGUGUGAUUCAGAUGCCAGGUGUAAAGGCACACCAUACACACCAGAAGAUUUGCUGCCAAGACUUAGUGACAUCUCAUCUCUCAGACUUAAGAGGAGGAGCUCAUCCAGUGUAUCCAAGGACAACCAUCCAUCAGCAUGGAGUGCAGAGGUUCCUAAAAGCAGGAACGCUUCGCUGGCAUUUGAGGAUUUGGGAUCUCAUGGAGAAAAAACCUUUGGGAAUAUUUCAUCACCAUCCAACUUGACUUCCAGCAUCAACACGUUCAACAAAAUCCUCAGUUUUGGGAAGAGCCAGACCCAACAUUCAACUGCAGCCACUCUCAAAGUCCUGCUGUGUGAGGUCUUGUCGCGGUAUGUGGCACGUCCCGGUGUCACUGGAGAGAGGAUGGCGGCCAACAUCCACCACACCUUCUGCUUCACUGACUCGUCACUUUUGGAGUCGUUUGCCCAGGAGUUCAGGAGUCAGCUCUCUCAGGUGCAGCACAACCCACAGUACCAGGAGACAUUUGUCAGUGAAAUGGUCUCGUUUCUGACACUCAUCUCCCAAGUGCAGAAUGACACCUCCCUGUGGCAUCUCCUUUUGCUGGCCCCAGAUGUGUUGCAGGACAACAUGCAACUGCGAGACAUAAUUGGUUUCCUUCAGAAUCCAAGCAGUGUUGUGCUGGCAGCUCAGAAUGUCUCUGCAUCGCUUUUGACUGAUGAUAGAUCCAAAACUGUUCAGAAUGGGGUUACAGAUCUUCCAUAUUCAGUGAACUGCUUGGAGCAAGAUAAAGAAAAAAGUUUGGUGACCAGAUACAUUUGUAAUUCCUUUGUUAACUGGAAAGACAAGCAGACUUUAGUGUCUGAAUUGGAGGAAGUUCUAAGAAAAAUAAAGUCACCAGAGAUUGGUAGAAAGGACUCCAAGAGGUCCAUUAAUUCAGAUGAUUUAGAAGCCAUACAAAAGCAUCUACAUCGUUUAAAAGGCUUUGAGGAAAAAAUGAAUAGAAGUGAAUUAAAAACCUUAAAUCUAUUCAGAAAUUUGAAGAAUGAAACAUUACAGAAAUUGUAUGCAUUUCUUGAACUGGGAAUGAAUCCACAUCAUGAUUAUAAAUUAAAGGAACCAUAUAAUAAGGAAAUAAUUGAUGAAAUCUAUAACUUCACGUCAUUGCAAUUACUGAGUGACUUUAACGGGACUUCCAUCUUUGAUAUAAUGACCCAGUGGAAAGAAAUUCAGAGCGCUUUAAAAUUAGCUACAAUUAUUUGGAAUCCAGAUUUGUUAAACAAUUCUAAUUUUAGUACAUUACAAACUAAGGAUGCUCUCAAAAUGUUGCUCUCCACAAGCAUGCCAUCACUUCUAGAAGACUUCAGAGACCGUUUAAACGGAAUGCAAGAAAUACCAUCUUUGUUUUUGGAUGAUCUGCUGAAGCCUGUGUCCUACAAGAACUUUCCAGAGCAGCUCCAAGCUCUGCAGAGGAUGUUUUUUGUAAUGACAGGCACGAACGUGGGUUAUCAGUACCUACUGCUGCCUGUGUUUGAGGUGAUGCGGGAAGUGGAGCGCUCCGUGGGGGAAGCCUGGUGGGAUGAGCUGAAUGUCUACUGGCGCCUCGGGGAGAAACUGAGGUCGAUGAAGUGGAACAACACAGGCAUCAUCGCCUACGGGCAGUUCUUAGAGGUAUUAAAGAGCCAUUUACAAAAGCUGAAUAAUAAUUCAAGUGGUGUCUUCAGUGAACAGUUGGAUCAGCUGUCAGAAUUUAUAACAGCCGUGUUUAAAGAGUUUGGGGAAAGCUCUGGAGUAGCCAAUAUCUCACUAGUCACCCAAGCCAUCCAAAAGACCUUGUACAUAUUAAAAGACUUACAGCUGAAUUAUAAUGUCACUAAAUUAAAAUCUAUAGAUCUUUUCUUUAAUUUUGACAAUAAAACCUUCAAGAGCUUGUCUGAACUUCUGAGGACAGGAAUGAAAAUCCUUCAUUAUACAAGGGACAGUGAAGCUUCCAGGGCAGAAAUAAUUAACCCUGUCUAUAACUUAACACGUCUUCUACUGCAGGAGUCCAGCCAGUCUUCCCUACAGCCUAAUACUUCCCUGGAGGCAAAAAUUUGGGAUGAUCAUUAUCUGCUGAUCUCUUCUUUGUCUAAGCUAAUGCAGAUACUCCUUGAUUUCCCUCAUUUAAGGCAGAGAAAUGAACUGCAGGCUUUCUGGCAAAUUGCUGAAAGUCUCCAGUCUGUCAACUGGAAUAGUACAGACAAUCUCACUCCCCAGUCAUUUUUGGACAUGCUGCAAAAUCAGUUAAAUACUGUGGAAAAGUACUCCAGUUUUCCCUUUGGUGAGGAACUGAAGGAGCUGCUAAACUUUGCAUCCUCCAUGCUUGAGCUGUAUGGGGAAGAGCACUCCAGAGGAACCAACAUCUCCAUGUACUUGCAGGCCAUGCAAAGGAGUAUCUCAAUUUUAAAAGGUUUGCAGAAAAGGUAUAAUAUCAGUGAGCUUGAAAUUAUCAUCCUAUUAUUUGAUACUUACAGUAACUAUACCCAGAGACUGAUUGAAAUUGGGAGAGCAGGGCUGAAAGUUCUGCAUGACACCAACUCAAACAAAACAUUUGCAGAAAAAAUGGACAUUGUCUAUGAUUUCUCACACUUGCUGUUGCAGGAGUUCAGCCAGUCUUCCCUACAGCCCAGUGCUUCUCUAGAGGCAAAAAUUUGGGAGUUCUUGCAUUCAGCCUUGAGUCCUUUCCUUGAGAACAGCAACAAUGGUGACAGGACCCUCCAGAACUGCUCUUUUGAAAACGUGCUCCACAUAGCACUUGAGAUGCUGUUUGAAAAUGCCACUCUAAGGGAGUCCUUAGCCAGGAGCCCCUGCAAGGCCCUCUUUGAUUCCAUGGGCAUGGAGGGUGGAACAGUGCACAAUGACAGCUUUGCCAAAGUGUUCCAGCUUGCCAUAAGAAACCUGAAACUGUCUCCAGAGUUUUCUGCUCUCUACAAGAGCAGCAGUGAACGCUUCUCCAAGGAGCUGUCGUGCAUCACCCAAUCUCUGCAUUUUUCUCUGAGUUUCCUUUCCAAAUUAAACCUUGUGUCUGAGCUGGAAAACUCUUGGGUGCAGGAGAAGGCGAAAGCUCUGACUGCUGUCACGGAGGGGCUGCUGCAGAGUAAUGUCUCCUGCCCCAUCCCAGUCCAAGAUGUGCUCCCAUCUCAGCUUUUGAGCCUGCUGAUUCCUGCCAUGCUGAGUGAAACAGUACUGGACUCCCUAAAUUUCCCUGACACCGUAGCAAGCUGGAAUAACCUGUCCAUGCUCUUCAGUGUGGCACAGGAUGAGCUCCACAUGAACAACCUGCUGCAGAGACUGCACGGCGCCUUCAGCCUUCCCAAAUGGAGUUAUUACACAAGUGUCUGGGAUGUGGUUGACAGGUUCCUCAACACCAAAUGGAAUCUAACUGAAGGAGCUGCCUUUGGAAAGUUGUUGAGAGCAGUGGCAAACAACUCUGCCAACGAGAUGUCAGCUCAGGAAAUCACAGAAGCCAGCCUCUACAUUCUCAAGGGGCUGAACUUCUCUGAUCUGCUAAAUGAAUUCAAUAUAAGUUCUGGCUCAGCUUUUCGCUCCAACAAAACUAGUUUUGACAGUGUGAUUGAUAUCAUCUCUCAUCACUUCGUAGUUGUGGCAGAAACCCUCUACAACAAGACCCUGCCUUGGUCUCAGAGUGACCACACUCUGUCACCAACCAGUUUGAUCGCACGAUUUCUGUUUUUGGAAUUUGAAAACACACUCUUGCAGGUGACAAUGAAUAACAGCUGUAACCCUUACCUGAAGUGUUUAAUAAAUGCUGCUGAAGCUGAGGACAGAGAAUUGACAGAAAACAUCACCCUGCUUUUGAAGCAAACUCAUCUGAAAAAGAACUCUUUUAUGCAAAAUAAUACCUCUGAGAAACAUUCAUCCAUACCAGAGCUCCUGAAGCUAAAAAUCUCUCGCCUGCGGGAUCUGACAACCCUUCUGUGUGACUACGAGAGCUUUAAGUCAGUCCAGCAGCUCUGCCACCUCCCCGAGGUUGGCUUUGGAGAGCUGUGUGAGCAAGGCCAAUCCCACGAGCAGCUCCUCCGCGCUGUGGAGCUGAGCAGUCACGUGGUGACCGAUGUCCUGAAUCACAGGAGAAUCUCCCAAGAGCUUCAGAAUGUACUCAUUGGGGAUGCCACGAACAUCCAGACACAGCUGAAUUGGCUUCAAGAAAAUGUACCAGAAAUUGCUUUCUUUCAAGAGAUUCCUCAAUAUAUGGCGACUUUGAAUUCCAUGUUUAACAUCACUGAGAGUUUAACAAACUCUAGCAAGCAAGAAAAGUUAAGAGAUGUGUUUAAAAAUGUGGACCAGCUCAAGGAGGAUCUCAAAAACGCAACAGGAAUGUCUGCAGCCAGUAUUGAUGCUCUUCUGGAAACACCUCUCCCAGAAAACAGCAGUCAGCUCAUUUCUCAGCUCCUACAGCUGGAGUCCUGUAGUGUCGGUCCCGCUGACCCGCAGCUGCGAACGGUGGCAGAGGAGUUGUGCAAACUCUCUCUCUCAGAGAGGACUCGUGGGACCUACAUCCUGGGGGUCACGCUGUUACGACACUUAGACGUUUACAAUUUCUUGUACAAGAUGUUUUUCCCUAAGGAACUUCAGCAACCCAUGGACAAGAUGUUAGGCCUUCUGACAAAAAUGAAAUACUUCAGACACCAGGUUGAAUCUGGUGUUGAUCCAUUGCUACAAGCUAUUCAUUCCCUGAAAAAGCUCCGGCAGUCUAGGAAAAUGCCACUGACUAAGGCGUUAUUUAAACCAGCCACAUUUAGGAUAACACGUGGCUCAUUUAAGUCCAUGUCAAAAGUUCUCUGCAACCAGGAGAUCACACCCCUGUUCUUUGAGUCCUUGCUUCCAGAUUUUGGAGACCCCACAAACAACAGUUCUUACACGGAGGAUGUCUAUGUCCAAAAGCUGAUGAGGAAAUAUGGGAUUCCUCAAGACUCCACACCAUUUUGCUUAUCCUUUUACCUGGACCUGGUCAAGACCCCGACUGGAGCUUUAAUUUGGUCUUUUUUAAAACCAAUGGUGCUUGGGAAGAUCCUUUUUACACCAGAUACCCCAGCAACUCGAGCAAUCAUGAGGAAGUCUAAUGCAACCCUGGAGCAGAUGGCUGAUCUAGCCCUGAAGUCCCAAGAGUGGCUGGACAAGUCUCCUAUCAUCAUUAAUUCCCUGGCUAAGUUAAACCAGACAGUUCCAAUGAUCAAGAACGCUCUGCAGAAUCCCUUCGUGCAGGUUUUUAUCAAGAUGAUGGUGGAUUUGGAUGCAGCUGAACUGCUGAGUCAGAUAAAUGAACUGGAUGAUAUUCGGCUGGAAUUACAGAACAACACUGACAUUGUUGAUCAGCUGAACACUCUUGCUACCCUUGCUGUAAACGUGUCCUCCUGCGUUUCGUUUAAUCGUGUGCAGGCAGUCAAGGACUUAGAGGAAAUGGAAAGGGUGGCUAAGGAGCUCUUUCUGAAGAACGAGCUAUUUGCAAGUAUCAUUUUCAGGCUGCCUUCAAGCCACAGCAGCCCUGGAUCCUCAAUUUCUGGGGCCUUGACUCUCCCUCCUGUGCUCAACUACACGAUCCGAAUGAGCAGCAGGAUCACACAGACCACCAACAGGAUACGGGAGCGCAUCUGGACCGUGGGCCCACACAAUUCCACCUCCCAGAGCCAGAUCUACAGCCGGGCCUUUAUUUAUAUCCAGGACAGCAUUGAAAGGGCCAUGAUUGAAUUACAGACUGGCAAGAAACCAGAGGAGAUAGCUGUUCAAGUCCAGGCCAUGCCUUACCCCUGCUACAACAAGGAUAUGUUCUUAACCAGUGUGACCUACUCUCUUCCAUUUGCUCUGAUGGCUGCCUGGGUGCUGUUUAUAGCUGAUUUUGUUAAAACACUUGUUCAAGAGAAAGAUCUGAGGCUUUAUGAGUACAUGAAGAUGAUGGGCGUUAAUGCCAGCAGCCAUUUCAUCGCCUGGUUCGUGGAGUGUGCCAUCUUCCUUCUGAUCACUGUCACCUUCCUCAUUAUUGUUCUAAAAGUGGGUGACAUCCUACCCAAAACAAACACAACACUCCUGUUCCUGUACCUCAUGGACUACAGCCUGUCCAUCAUAGCCAUGAGCUACUUCAUCAGUGUUUUCUUCAACAACACCAACAUAGCAGCCUUGGUGGGCAGCCUCGUGUACAUCCUCACCUUCUUUCCCUUCAUCGUGCUGCUCGUCAUCGAGAAUCACUUGAGCUUCUCUGUGAAGAGCCUCCUGAGCCUGUUGUCCCCAACCGCCUUCAGUUAUGCAAGUCAAUACAUUGCUCGCUACGAGGCACAGGGCAUAGGUCUGCAGUGGGACAACAUGUAUAAGUCCCCCAUGAUUGGAGACAACACUUCCUUUGGCUGGAUGUGCUGGCUCAUUCUGAUAGACUCCUUCAUUUACUUCAUCCUGGGGUGGUAUAUAAGGAAUGUUUUCCCAGGUAGAUAUGGCAUGGCUGCUCCCUGGUAUUUCCCAUUGCUUCCAUCUUACUGGAUCGAAUACAACGGUUACCUCCCCUUCUGGAAUGAGAAACAGAGAGGCCUUCUCUUCUCCAAGCUGAUGCUAAGGAAAGAAGUCACCCUCAACAAUAAGAUAUGUGCCCCCCAGCCUCACAUGGAACCGGAGCCCACUGAUCUCCCCUUGGGAGUCUCUCUGCAUGGCAUAACCAAGGUUUAUGGAUCCAAAGCUGCAGUGGACAACCUCAGCCUCAACUUCUAUGAAGGGAAUAUCACUUCCCUGCUGGGUCACAAUGGAGCUGGGAAAACUACAACCAUAUCUAUUUUGACUGGAUUGUUCCCUACGUCGUCAGGUACUAUCUUUGUGUGUGGCAAAGACAUCAGGACUGACCAGGAGGUCAUCAGGAAGAACAUGGGGGUGUGUAUGCAGCACAACGUGCUCUUUAACUACCUCACCACGAAGGAACACCUGCUGCUCUACGGGUACAUCAAAGUCCCUCACUGGAGUAAAGAGGAGCUCUACCAAGAAGUGAAGAGGACCUUGAAGGAGACUGGGCUGUACAGCCACCGUCACAAGCUGGCUGGCACUCUGUCCGGGGGGAUGAAGAGGAAGUUAUCCAUAGCCAUUGCUCUCCUGGGUGGAUCAAGGGUGGUGAUACUUGAUGAACCAACCACAGGGGUUGAUCCAUGCUCCCGGAGGAGUAUUUGGGAAAUUAUCUCCAAGAACAAAAAAGGCAGAACCAUCAUUCUCUCAACACAUCACUUGGAUGAAGCCGAAGUUCUAAGCGACCGAAUCGCCUUCCUAGAGCAUGGAGGGCUUAAAUGCUGUGGUUCACCUUUCUACCUCAAGGAAACCUUUGGUGAUGGAUACCAUCUGACACUCACCAAAAAGAAGAACAUGAUAGAGGAGUGUGACACCUCAGCAGUGACCUCCUUGAUCCAGUCCCAUCUUCCAGAGGCUUAUCUCAAGGAGGAUAUUGGUGGAGAGCUCGUGUAUGUGCUUCCCCCCUUCAAGUCCACGGUCUCAGGGGCCUACCAGGCACUUCUCAGAGCCCUGGACAGCAGCUUGAAUGAUCUGCACCUUGGCUGCUACGGGAUUUCAAACACGACUGUGGAAGAGGUGUUUCUCAAUCUGACAAAAGAGCUGGUAAAGGACCAGCAAGAAUAUGCUGCACUGCCCCACCAGCUGCCUGGAGCCAAUGGUCACAGUGGCAGUGACGGAAUGUCUGUGAGCACAGACACCUUCACAGACAGAGACGAUCAGCUCCUGAUCAGAUCCAAAAGCCUGCAGGGUUUGCCACUGCUGCUGAAGAAGACUUCAGCUUUGUUCAUCAAGAGAUUCCACCACACCCGGCGGGAUGUCAGAGGCUUCAUCGCUCAGGUCAUCCUCCCAGUCCUCUUCGUGAUGGCUGCCAUGGGACUUGGGACCCUGAGAACCAAGGAGACUGAAUAUCCCGAGCUCCUGCUGUCCCCCUCUCUGUAUGGCACAUCUGACCAGGCAGACUUCUUUGGGAAUUUUAAUGAGACCACAAGUGCUUUAGUUGCUUCGAUGCUUGCUUUCCCUGGAACGGAUAACACGUGCAUGAACGAAAGCAAUUCGCAGUGUUUGACAGAGGACAUGCUUGGCCAGUGGAUUACCAGUGGAGACCAGGGAACUAAGUAUUCUGCCUGCAAAUGCACAAAUGGCAUCCAGACAUGUCCACAGAUGAACUACACUCCCCCUCACAGAAGGACCUUCUCCACACGGACACUUUACAACCUUACAGGGCACAAUGUGGAGACCUAUAUCCUGGCAACCACCAAAGACUUCCUGCAGAAACGGUAUGGUGGCUGGAGCUUUGGGCUGCCUUUGACAUCAGAUCUCCAGUUUGAUAUCAAGCCAGUGCCCCCCAACAGAACACUGACCAAGGUGUGGUACAAUCCUGAAGGUUAUCACAGCCUCCCAGCCUAUCUCAACAGCUUGAACAACUUCAUUCUUCGAGCUAACUUGCCAAAAAAUGAGACAUCCAAAUAUGGUAUUUUCUUAUCAGCUCACCCAUAUCCUGGAGGACAGAGUCAAGAGCAAGUAAUGCUCAACAGUUUACUCGACAUCAUAGUGUCCAUGUCUGUUCUGGUUGGCUACUCUAUCACGACAGCCAGCUUUGUGCUCUACAUGGUCAAAGAGCAUCAAACCAAAGCCAAACAACUGCAGCAUAUUUCAGGCAUUGGGUUGACAACCUACUGGGUGACUAACUUCGUUUAUGAUCUGGUACUUUUUAUGGUCCCUAUUGGACUCUCAGUAGGAGUUAUUUCAGCCUUCCAGAUCCCAGCUUUCUGCAACAACAGUAACUUACUGGCAGUAUUUCUUCUGCUGUUACUGUUUGGGUACGCAUCGUUUUCAUGGAUGUACCUGCUGGCUGGGUUCUUCAAGGAAACAGGGAUGGCCUUCAUCGUGUAUGUCUGUGUCAACUUGUUCUUCGGCAUCAAUACCAUUAUCACGCACUCGGUUGUAUUUCUGCUCUCCCAGGAAAAGGCCACGGACCAGGGCUUGCGUGAUCUUGCUGAAAAUUUAAGGCAUGCAUUCCUUCUGUUCCCACAAUUUUGCUUUGGCUAUGGCUUGAUUGAACUGUCGCAGGAUCAGGCACUGCUGGGCUUCUUAAAAGCCUAUGGAGUGGAUUACCCUGACAAAACCUUUGAGCUGGACAAGACCACAUCCAAGCUGUUUGCCAUGUUUAUCCAGGGCACCGUGUUUUUUGCCAUUCGCCUUACAGUUCACGACAGGAUGAUUCAGAGAGUCUGGAGCAACAUACUGGAGUUCCUGUUCGACAGAGUGCACGGCAAAGCGUCACUCCUGCCCCCUGUGGAGGAGGACGGGGACGUCCAGGCGGAGAGGAGCCGGGUGGAGGCUGGCAAGGCUGACUUCGACGUGGUGCAGCUCCAGAACCUCACAAAGAUCUACCACCUUCCUCACAAACGCAUCGUGGCUGUGAAAAACAUCAGCCUCGGGAUUCCCGCUGGAGAGUGCUUUGGCUUGCUUGGUGUGAACGGAGCUGGAAAGACGACGAUCUUCAAGAUGCUGACGGGUGAUAUCGGAGCAUCCAGCGGAAGGUUGCGGGUCCAGGAUCAUUCUGGGUCCUUGAAUGACAUUAGUGAGGCACACUGGUCACUCUUUGGCUACUGUCCUCAAGAAGAUGCCUUGGAUGACUUGCUGACGGUGGAAGAGCACAUGUAUUACUAUGCCAGGCUGCACGGCAUCCCAGAGAGGGACAUCAAGGGAGUUGUGCUGCAGCUUCUCCACCGGCUGAAUCUGAUGGCCUACAAGGACAGAGUCACCUCCAUGUGCAGUUAUGGCACCAACAGAAAGUUGUCAACUGCUCUGGCUCUCAUUGGGAAUCCAUCGAUCCUGCUGCUGGAUGAACCGAGCUCUGGAAUGGAUCCGAAUGCUAAACGCCACCUUUGGAAAAUCAUCAGUGAGGAAGUGCAGAACAAGUGUUCGGUGAUACUCACAUCCCACAGCAUGGAAGAGUGUGAAGCCCUCUGUACCAGGCUGGCUAUCAUGGUGAAUGGGAGUUUCCAGUGCAUUGGCUCUUUGCAGCACAUCAAGAGCAGGUUUGGAAGAGGAUUCACUGUGAAGAUGCACUUAAACAGCAACACAGUUUGCACUGAGAUGCUGACAGAGUUCAUGAAGUCACACUUUCCAAACACGUGCCUGAAGGAUCGGCAUUUCAACAUGGUGGAGUAUCACGUUCCAGUCUCUGCAGGAGGCGUAGCAAAUAUAUUUGAUCUCCUGGAAGGCAGCAAAGCAGCCUUCAAUAUCAGGCACUUCUCUGUGAGCCAGACGACGUUAGAGGAGGUUUUCAUCAACUUUGCUAAAGAUCAAGAGGAUCCUGAUGGCGCAGACACGGGUCCUGAUGUGACAGUGGACAGCUCUGACACAAGUAGCCAAGCGAGCACCAUAAGCUCCAUCUAUUGAGGGGACCCAACCACACAGGAUCAUAAAACCUGGGAAAAGACCUGGCAGCCCCUCAGGGUUCUUCUAACCCUGUUUUCUGUGAUUCUGGGAUGGUGGGGGUGAAACAGUCCCAUUUUCUUAAAGUACUUUCUUUUUUUUAUGCACUUAAUUUGUAACUAGGAACAUGGUAGGCAUUUGAGACUGGCACUUGGUUACAAAUCAGAUUGGUCUUUCCACAGGUUCUUUUCCCCCCAGUUCUUGUUUUGUGAUCACUGUAAUGCCUGUGAGGACUUAGAUGACAUCACCCACUGCUCGUGGCUGUUUGCUUACAGCAGAAAUGGCUGUGAUGGAGCAGAGGAGCUGUUGGCAGUGCAGGGUGUUUGACCAAAGAGCAGCCCCCAGCUGCAGAGGAAAGCCCACACUCCGCUCCUUGCUCAGCAACAGACUUCCAGGGUGACCAUGCCAAAGUCCCUCAGGUUUGACAGGUUCCCUGCUGGUGAGAAGGGGCUUGUGGCCUUGCCCUGCCUGCCAGGGGAGCUGUGAGGACAUAGGUGUUGUGUACUGAGAGCUGCAAAUGCCAUUGAUGGGGGCCAUCUUUGGUAAUGACAUAGAGCUUAUCUGUAUGUGUGGGUUACGUCAGCACAAAUACAGCUAUUUUAAAAUUCAGUGCUUCCAGUGGUUUUCGUUUAUUCCUGUAGUUUAUUCCAGCUCUGUGUAACUCCUCAAGUAACUCCUCUGGUGCCAGGCAGUUCCUAGCUCUUGGUACCCAGUGGAAGUUCAUUCCCCCACGAGCCCUUUUCUCCUUUGGGCUGGUGUUCAGGGCUGCUCUGCCACAGCUGAGGAAUGGCACAGGGCAGGUGUCUUGGAACUCUUCUCUGACAUGAAGGAGUUUGCUUUCCAAGACUGUGUUUCCCUGAGCACACUAAAGGCAGCAAGCACUUCCCUAUUUCAGAAAACCUCCAUCUCCCAGCAGCUCUGCCUUUCUGUGUCCUCUCCAGUGACCUUCUUCCUCAACCCUACGUGGUGGCUGCCCCCAUGACUCCAGAGCUGUGUUUUCCCACAUAAUAAGGCAUCAUUAGCUUCUGCUUCAAAGGCUCUGCCUGCUGGCUUUCAAUGAAUCCUCUGCCUCCCUAUGAGCAGCAGCCCCCAGCAGCUGAGUUCAGCACACCAGCACGCACAUCCUGCUUCCUCCCCCCCAGAAUCAUUAAUAGAUGGAGUAGUUGAAUAUGAUUCUUUAUUAUAUGUAUCAGCAUAAGGCCUCAAAGACUCGGGUUUGGGUCAGGGCAUUGGUGUACGUGGUGCUAUUCAGGCACAUAAUGAACUUAAACUCUGAGCUCAAUAAACUUGCUGUUGCUCAUGAAAGAGAUUGCAGAUAAAGCCUUACCUUGUGAGACCUGGGGUGGCCCAUACAACUUACCUGGGUUCACCCACACAAUUCCAGCCAGGUGUUUUCUCUUUCCUUUUUAUUUUUCCCCCAAAACUAAUUUGAGCCGAAGGAACCUUUGAUGAAAGCUGCAAUGGCACAUCUUUCUCACUCUGAUCAUCAGAGCAGUUUGACUAGUUCAGCUCCUAUUGAUGCCUUUUGAAGGAAUAGAUACUUUCAGUAUCAAGGGAUUCAAGAUUUUACAGUGGGAUACUGAUGUUCAGGGUUUAGUUGCUGCAAGG